Neurospora crassa OR74A is the source of this 1176-nucleotide messenger RNA. RefSeq lists its product as hypothetical. The record is from RefSeq and is a predicted model, not a curated record. The transcript has 2 exons. The coding region runs from base 1 to 1176 and encodes 391 amino acids. Lineage: Eukaryota; Fungi; Ascomycota; Sordariomycetes; Sordariales; Sordariaceae.
AUGGAUUCUCCUCCCCAUCUUCAUAAGCCCAACAAGUGGCCACAGUUCCGCCGCUCCCCACUUUGUGCCUCUCUAUCCUUCACCCUCACGGCGACCGCCUCGCAUAUUUCCCUCGCCUCCCCUCCCGACCCUUCCAACGAGACCGAAAUCCUCGACACCAUCAAUCAAUCCUGGGAUGGCACUGUAGUGGCAAACGGAAACCAUACCGUCAACGGCACCUUCACCCUCAAGGCCAUCUAUUGCAGACCUUCCCACAGAUCUAAAAAUGAAGACGUUCUCCAAAUCCUCCUCCACGGCGCCACCUACAACAAAACCAUGUGGUCCGGAUACGGCUUUGGUUAUCCCUACGACUGGCAGUCCUACGCGACCAGCCCUUCGCAAGGCUACCACACCCUCGCCCUCGACCGUUUGUCUCACGGAGAGAACGACCCGCGCGGUCUGGAUCCGUUGAAUGAUGUGCAAAUGCCGUUACAGACGGAGCUUCUGCACCAGCUUAUUUCUGUCAUCAAGACCCAGCCCAACACCAAGACUACUACCUCCCCCAGGACCAACCCAUUGGGAAGGACCUUCUCUAAAAUUGCCUUGGUAGGGCACUCCCUAGGCUCCUACCUCUCUGUUGCCCUCGCCCGUUCCUACCCCCUUGACGCCUCCGCCUUGGUCUUGACAGGCUACAGCUCCCAUCAAAACACCUUGCACGUGCGUUCCGCUCCCUGGGCGUCCGCCCCUAGCGUCUUCCCUGAUCGAUUUCCGUCCGGCAAGUAUCUUCACAACCUAGAAUAUCUAACCAUAGCUACUUUGGAAGGCCGGGAGAAGGGGUUCUACGACAACGCCACCGAUGCUGCUGGUAGGUCAUAUGACCCUGAGUUAGCGAGGACGGAUUAUGAAUACUCGGAUGCGGUCACGCUAGGGGAGGUGGUAAGUCUGGGGGAUUGGGGUGUGGGUGCGGAAGAAUUCGAGGGUCCGGUGUUGGUUGCAACGGGACAGAGAGAUUUCGUUAUGUGCAACCCGCCGGAGGAGGAGUGUGUGAAGAGUCUGUGGGAGACAGGAAAUACUUUCCCAAGGGCGAGGAGGUAUGAGGUUUGGUCGCCUCGGAUGACAGGUCAUGAUUUGACGCUGAGUUAUUCGGCUGGGGAGACUUUGGAGAGGGUUCAUGAGUUUUUGGGGAGGGAGGUUUAG